AUGUCAAACAAUUUAGACUUGAGCUCCACUUCCCCUUUCUCCCUCCAAAACCUGCAACAUCGCCCUGACCUCCACCUCCAAAUCCCUCCUGAUUCCGAAGAUGACAACAACCAACACACUCCUGGCUCCGGCAGCGGUAGUGGGGAUAUUGUAGGGCGCCGGCCACGGGGUCGCCCCCCUGGUUCAAAAAACAAGCCCAAACCACCCGUGAUCAUCACUAGGGAGAGCGCAAAUACCCUCCGGGCACACAUCCUUGAGAUAAACAGUGGAUGCGAUGUCUUUGAAUCCAUCGCGAAUUAUGCCAGGAAGCGUCAACGUGGUAUUUGUAUAGUAAGCGGCAGCGGCACAGUCAACAACGUCAGUCUUCGGCAACCUGCAGCGGCCGGAUCUGUACUCACCCUCCACGGCAGGUUUGAGAUACUCUCGCUGUCUGGUUCCUUCUUGCCACCUCCAGCACCACCGGGGGCCACCAGCCUAACUAUAUACUUGGCGGGUGGACAAGGACAGGUUGUUGGUGGGAAUGUCGUCGGAGCUCUGAUUGCUUCUGGGCCGGUGAUUGUGAUAGCAGCAUCUUUCACAAACGUGGCGUAUGAAAGGUUGCCACUGGAUGAAGAGGAAGCGGCUGCUAGUAGUGGAGGAGGGAAUGGAGGCGGCGGAGACGGGAAUGGAGGCGUGAAUCAUCCAUUUCCAGACCCCUCAUCAAUGGGUUUGCCGUUUUUUAACUUACCACUUAACAUGCCUAACGUUCAGCUACCGGUGGACGGUGGUGUUUGGUCUGGCAACAUGGGUAGCCGGCCACCCUUCUGA
This is a messenger RNA of Lactuca virosa, 807 nucleotides long. NCBI's taxonomy places the organism in Eukaryota, Viridiplantae, Streptophyta, Magnoliopsida, Asterales, Asteraceae. The record is from the annotation of a GenBank genome assembly.